CAGUCUAUAGAAAUAAAUAAAGAAAGAAUAUCUAUAUAAGAGUGUGAGGAAUAAUAAAGAAAAAGAAGAAUUUAAUAUAUAACUUGGAUUAUCAAUAGUUUUUGACUUUUUUUUUCUUUUUGAAAAUUGUGUUUUUAUGAUUGAAAUCAGAUGUUAAAAGUUGAAAGAUUUUUGAAACAAGUCUUAUUGUUGCUUUACUUACUGUUGCUAUUUGUUGGCUGGCUAUAUUGCUGAUUAUUCGUAGCAACAAGUUGGCAAUUCAACGUGGAAAAGUAGUCAGAACUGUGUGCAGCUGUCAGACGAGACUACUCUCGAAGUUCUCUUCUAUCCGUCUUUGUCUUUCUUAUUUUGCACGAUUCUCCCCACUCGUGCGUGAUUCGUCGUCGUCUCUACUCUUUUUCUCUCUCUUUCUUUUUACUCCCAUACCAUAGGAUGGUGCUCGUACGUAGCUCGUAAACCUCAGACGCCGUGCUCACGUUUAGUUUAGACUCGCUUAUACCGUAAGAACGGCCUUACACACGGUUUUCGCGAGGUGCAUCGCGAACACAGAGACCAGUUGUGUUCUAUCUUCUUCUCUUUCCUACUUAUAUAUAUAUAUAUACACCUUGAAGUUUUUGUGAGUGCAAGAAAACACAGAGAGAGAGAGAGAGAGAGACAGACAGAGACAGAGAGAUAAAGAGAGAAAGAGAUAGAAGGUGCAUUUGUACGAUCAUUUAUUAAGUGCGAGUAAUGGCCCUACGUCUAAGGGGUAGCAAGGAUGUUAAGAAGAGCUCGUACUACGUUUGGUAUCUUGGUGCGAGGGAGGCCAAGGGUGUGGACGCGAUGCCCAGUGCCAUAGCUUACCUGCUCGAACGAGAACGACUUCAAGAACCUUUCAAGGUCACGUUACAGGUGAGCAGUAAGGGUCUUAAGAUCAUUCAAACUGUUCUUCCUGGAGGUUCUACUAGAUCAGCUGUGAAACAUUUGGUACCAGGUCAUGCUGUAUUGGCUGCUGUACAACGAGAAGACAUCGUAGCAGCUACUCUGCUUUUACCAAAUCCUGCUACCAAUAAUCCAGUUCAUGUUCAUGCAUACAGAUGCGAUUCGGUUGAGACUGCUGAAUUAUUGGGUGGACAAUUGAAAGCAUUGGCCUCGCAAGCUGAUAAUUUAGUAAGAGUAUCAUCCGGGGAAGGUAGAAUUCGAAGUAAUUUGGGUAGCGAUGGACGAAGUACAAGAGAAUCAGAGUCAUCUGAAGGUAGCGGGGAAUCGAAACAUGAUCCUAUUCAAACCACAACGAUCUACGAGUCACUGGCAGCUGAGUUGAGAGCUAAAUUAGGUCGUGGUAAUUCUGGAGACAACGAUGUUGGUCCUAUAUUGUUACCACCACGUGACUACGACACAGUUCACAGGCAUCGUGGUAACUUGGCAGGUAUCGAAUUUAGGCGUUGCUUAAAUCAGACCAUAGUGGGUGGUAGCACAGCUGUUGAUCGAGGUGGUACAAGGAGUGCAGCUAGCAGUGGAAUUGGAUCGGAUAGUGCAGCUACUCCUCCACCAUAUCAAUCUCAUCAUCCUUUAGGUCCAAGACCUUCGAGACCUUCGAGAGAUUCCUCUUCCGAUGACGAUUGGGGUGGUGCAGGUACGGAGGAAAGUCAUUAUUUUCCUGAUGUAGAAACAACUGGUUCGAGUUUGACAUUACCAAGGUUACCUAGAAGUCCAGAAAGACAUCCAACUCAGCAACAAACACAGACGAGAGGUGUCUCGCCAGGUUGCAACAGGAAUCGUAGGGCACCAGAAUUAAGACAAAGAUCACCGAGUCCUCAGUAUCAGCCAAGGAUUAAUCCUGGAGAAGUGACAAGUCCAAGAGAGAGGUUCCAAGAUGCUAAAGAGAUGUUCAGGGCUAUGGAGAGGGAAGCUAUAGCAAGACCAGUCUUAUCAAGGCAGAGAGAGUCCGAUGGUCAUCAUCAUGUACACAGGGUGGAAUCAUCAAGACAGGUUCACGAAGAUCGAUCUAUUCGUUCUCAUCAAACUAAUGUGAAUUCUUCUUCUUCUGUACACGAACAACAACAACAACAACAAAUAAGACGAAGUCAUCCUGAGCUUGAUAGAGAAAAUGAACUUCCUUAUCGAGCUAGACCAAGACCUAGAACUCAUCAUUAUGGAAUUGAAAAUUCUGAAUCUGAGACUACAACUAGGCCACGGCCAAGAAGCUUUUAUGAAAAUCCAGUUGUUGGUAGAGAGUUUCGUGAUCAGAGGAAUUCUAUCGAUCCUAGAGAAUCAAGAGAUUUUCGUGAUCGAGCAUAUACGAGAGAAUUACGUGAAAAAGUACGUGCAAGGGCUACGACAUAUCAAGAAUUAUCAGAACACGAAAGAUAUCCUGGUCUCGAUCGUGAAAGUGCCAGACCACCGUUGGAAAUAGUCCCGACACCCGGUAGAUAUCGUCACAGUUAUGCAGAACCACCCAGACUUGGAUUAGCAGCUUUACAUCCUUACUGACGAACAACACGAUUAAACAUUCAUGAUCGUUAAUAACUAAAAACGAUUUUUAAUUUUAAUUAAUUUCUACUUAAUCGAUCGAUUAUGUGAUCGAUUCACAGCAGCACGUUGAACAACACACAUGAACGUUUUCGAAUUGUUCCUUAUAUUCGUUUUAAAUACGAACAUUUAUAUAAAAAAAAAAAAAAAA
Polistes dominula (European paper wasp) is the source of this 2662-nucleotide messenger RNA. RefSeq lists its product as uncharacterized. NCBI's taxonomy places the organism in Eukaryota, Metazoa, Arthropoda, Insecta, Hymenoptera, Vespidae. The record is from RefSeq and is a predicted model, not a curated record.